Xyrauchen texanus (razorback sucker) is the source of this 1850-nucleotide messenger RNA. RefSeq names its product glia maturation factor, beta (gene gmfb). Gene Ontology annotation, molecular function: Arp2/3 complex binding; actin binding. The transcript is spliced from 7 exons. Gene Ontology annotation, biological process: negative regulation of Arp2/3 complex-mediated actin nucleation; actin filament debranching. Lineage: Eukaryota; Metazoa; Chordata; Actinopteri; Cypriniformes; Catostomidae. The record is from RefSeq and is a predicted model, not a curated record. Gene Ontology annotation, cellular component: actin cortical patch. The coding region runs from base 120 to 548 and encodes 142 amino acids.
CCUGGAACAGUCCGUCACGCAAAUCCUGGCGCGUUCCAGCGCUCUGAUUGGUCAAACGCGCGUCACGAGUAGAACUCCUGCACUGCUGAUCUCGUGCUGCUGUCUGUGCUGCGGAGAAAAUGAGUGAGUCUUUAGUUGUGUGUGAGGUGGAUGAAGAUCUGGUGAAAAAGUUGAGGGAUUUCCGCUUCAGGAAGGAAACCAACAAUGCUGCCAUCAUCAUGAAGAUUGAUAAAGACAAACAGCUGGUGAUUCUGGAGGAAGAGCAUGAGGAUAUUUCCCCCGAAGACCUGAAGAAUGAGCUACCCGAAAGACAGCCCAGAUUUGUAGUCUACAGCUAUAAAUACCAGCACGAUGAUGGGAGAGUGUCUUACCCCCUGUGUUUUAUCUUCUCCAGUCCUGUUGGAUGCAAACCUGAGCAGCAGAUGAUGUAUGCUGGCAGCAAAAACAAACUUGUGCAGACCGUUGAGCUGACCAAGGUGUUUGAGAUCAGAAACACUGAAGAUCUGACUGAGGAAUGGCUCAGAGAGAAACUGGGCUUCUUCCGCUAAGAAUAGUCCGAACAAGCUAAUGCAGAUGUUUAAAAUGUAACAGAGACGGGACCAUCAUCUCCAAAAGGAGAGAAUACCAUAGUCCAUCAGAUUAUGUCUGUUUGUGUAUGUUUAAAUGCCGCUGCCCAAAUGCUAAACCUGCCUGUACCAGAAAUUUGAGGUGCAAAAGAAAAGGAAAUUUGAAUGCAUUUUUCAAAACUGCUAUUAACUAUUCCUUGGAUUUUUAGAACCAUUCCAAUCACGUCCCUGAGCAGUAAAAAAUGUAGAACUCUGCACAGGUGGCCAAUUCCUACUGUCUCGAGUUGGGUGUUAUGCUUGUGAUUUUAGGUCAUCUCAAGCUAGCCUUUACGAUAGUUGCUAUAUAAAUGCUAUAAUCAAUAAUAAUGUUAAUGCCAGUUUUGAUGUAAAAUCACGCAAGUCUUCAUGUGAAGUCCUACUUUUACAAUGGCCAAAUAUUUUCUGUGUUUUUUGUAUGCAUUGAGUUGUCACUGGGAGGUAAAGGGGUUGGGAGUUCACUAAUAUUUUUGGGAGAUGGUGUCUAGCCUUUUGUCUUGAGUGUCAUAAAAUCAUUCUAGUUUGCCUUUUCAAAUCUGUGAUUGCGGCUAGAUGAAGAAAUUUUAUAAAGUUCUAGAAUCUUUCUCCUUUGGUUAAUUGGAUGAGGGUUCUGGGUUCUCCUUUUUCCUGAUUCACUGUAUUUGGGUGUUUUAGCCAGAGACCAGAGAACUCAACUGUCCCACCUCAUGGGCUUAGUUGUACAGCUUUCCAAAGUCCAAUUAAAAGCUAGUUUCAAUAUACUUGAGUUCUUGCAAAGUAUUGCUAUUUCCAUAUUUAUGUUAAAACAAUCUUUCUAUUGGCUAAAUUUGAACACUGAAAAUUGCUUAAAUGUUUACAGCUUCAAAGAGUAAUAUGAAACUAUGAACAGUUUGGGAAGUGAUGUUGUGGUUUUUAUAAGUAAUACCUCUGCAGAUCUCACAUUUUUCAGAAUCUGUGAGUUCUAAAGUGGGUCAGGCUCACUUGUGCAUCGUCUCUGUACACCUGUAGAACCUGUAACACCUGUGAGUAGUGCUGUUUUUUAUUAAACAUUGAUUUCUCACUUUGGUGGUUUAUAAGAUGUGGACAUCACAUGAUAUGCCCCAUACAGUAGUGAACUGUGUAUUUGUUUUACAUCAGUUUUUCUCCACUAUGAGCUGUUCUAAUUUUUUUUAAUGACUGAAUCAGAUGCUUUUGUUUGUCCUGAAUGUUUAUAACUAGUUCUCAUUAUGUCUCAAUUAAAUAUGUCUGCUGUUAAUUUUGAAUAAUUAA